AUGCAAUUUCCAAUCGUAUUCUUCACAUUUUUCUUAAUUUCUCAAGUUGCGGCUGAACCUGAACCUGGUGCUGGAAGAAAGUUCGUUGAACCUACGCCUAGACCUACGACUAGACAAACGCCAGCACCUCAACAACAACCAGCACCUCAACAACAACAAGUACCUAGACAAGAGCCUGGACCAAGUCCAAGACGUGAACAAGCCCAAAGACAAAGACCAAUUAGUGUCGAUCUUUCAUUUGCUGUUAACAACGCUUACGCAACUUGCAGAAUGACUUGUCAAUAA
Molecule: messenger RNA, 285 nt
Organism: Caenorhabditis angaria
Lineage: Eukaryota; Metazoa; Nematoda; Chromadorea; Rhabditida; Rhabditidae
Source: the annotation of a GenBank genome assembly